Molecule: messenger RNA, 2484 nt
Organism: Cynocephalus volans (Philippine flying lemur)
Lineage: Eukaryota; Metazoa; Chordata; Mammalia; Dermoptera; Cynocephalidae
Gene: EFHC2
Product: EF-hand domain containing 2
Exons: 15
Coding region: 1-2484 (827 amino acids)
Biological process (GO): cilium-dependent cell motility; regulation of neuron projection development; mitotic cytokinesis
Cellular component (GO): microtubule; mitotic spindle; axoneme
Molecular function (GO): alpha-tubulin binding
Source: RefSeq, a predicted model, not a curated record
AUGGUGGAAGUGGUGGCAAUGGAUUCUCUAAGCGGCACAGCCAGGCUACAGGUCACCAUCCUCACCAAUGCUUCCAGCUUUCCUCCCCCAGCCUUAGAGUGGGGCUGUUAUCUGCCCAGGGCAGCUGUCAUGGCCCUGGCUCCCCCUAUGCAGGUCUGCCCAGGCCCUUUCCCAUUCCGCCAGGCCUUCUUCACCACAAAAGGAAACGAGGUCUUUCGACCCUCCUGUCACACUUUCCUGCUAAGGCAUCACGCUUUGCAAGAGACUGUCACCCUGGCUGUGGGAAAAGAGAAGUUCCACAAAUCCCAACAUUGGGGCUUUUGCAACAAUGUUAGGAUGCUGGUGAGUGAUGAUAAACCUGGAAUAGGUGGAGAACUGCUUCUCGGGCAAAAGGUGAAGCCUAAAUACAGUGCAUUUCCUAAAGAAGCAGGAACCGAUGCGCCAUCAUGGGUAGCUUUUGAUAAACAGGUAUUAUCUUUUGAUGCCUAUUUGGAAGAUGAAGUGCCUGAUAAAAGCCGAGAAAACUAUAGAAUAAGACGCUAUAAAAUCUACUUCUACCUUGAAGAUGACACAAUUCAAGUAAAUGAACCAGAGUUGAAAAAUAGUGGACUGCCUCAAGGGACUUUUAUCCGGCGACAUCGGAUUUCUCUCCCACCUCCUGAUGAGGAUCAGUUUUAUAUGGUGCAUCAUUUCAAUAUCAACAUAGACAUUGUCUUCUAUGGCCGGACAUUCAAGAUUUAUGACUGUGAUACAUUCACAAAAAACUUUUUGAAGAAAAUAGGUGUCAAAUUAAAUCCCCCGAGACAAUGUCCAGAAGAUCCUUAUAUGAAGGCCCGGAGAGAGGCACUAGACUACAUGGAACCCUUACGUCCCUAUGAGUCCUUUGACACCCUGAAACAGUUUCUUGAGUAUGAUGGGAAGGUUUUGCGUUUCUUCUGCUUGUGGGAUGACUCAGCCUCGUUGUUUGGGGACCGUAGAGAACUUGUCCUGCAUUACUUCUUGUCUGAUGAUACUGUUGAAAUCAAAGAAUUGAUACCAUAUAACUCAGGCCGGGAUGCUAUGUCAUUGUUUCUCCGAAGGAGUAAACUACCCAAGUAUGGCCCACCUGGAAUCUAUCAACCAGGCCAGAUAACAGAUCGAGCAGUUCUCAAUGUGUAUAGUGGCUUGUUAGAGAAACGAGUGGAUGGCUACCUGUUGGAUAAAUACAAGCUAGGAAAAGUAGACCAAGAGUUUUACAAAGAUAGUGACCUGUCCAUAGGAGCCACCAUCAAUGUGUGGGGAAGGAAAGUGCUCCUUUGCGACUGUGAUGAAUUUACGAAGUCUUAUUAUAAGACUAAAUAUGGAAUUGAGAACUUUACCUCAAUUUCAUGCAAGGCUCCUCCUCCUCCAAAAAUAGAAAGGAAGUUUCCACCUUAUACCGGCUUUGGUUCUGAAGAGGAUUCUCUCCGUUCCUGCAUAGGCCUUGUGCCCACACCUCACAAGAGGAACUUCAAGAAGAUCGCAGAAAAAGACAGCUAUGGCAACAUAAGCAAUAUACUCCGGUUUUUUGCAAAACUAAUCACAGACAAAUGUGCAGACGUGGACAGGAUGUUUGUUAUUUCAUAUUUUCUCAGCGAUGACACAAUUUCAGUGUUUGAACCUAUAGAGAGGAAUUCAGGGUUUACUGGUGGGAUGUUCUUGAAAAGAAUUCGUGUUAAGAGGCCUGGACAAGAAGUCUUUAAAAGUGAACUAUCAGAAUAUAUCAUGGUGCAGGAGCUGUAUAUUGGAGCCAGAGUGAAUGUGAAUGGCUACCUCUUUCAUUUGCUCAAUGCUGAUGAGUAUACCUUAAGCUACAUGGAGAAGAAUUCAGAUAAGUUUCCUUUGAGCAACAUCGAACUCGCCCUACAAAAGCUGAAAGAAGUAGAAUCAAGAUCCAGAGAGAUCAAGCAAGUAUUUACAGCUGCUGACUGUAGGCACACGAAGGUUGUGGAUUUUAAUACAUUUAGAGACCUAAUGAUGAGUAUAACUGUUGGGAAACUCACAGACCAUGAGGUUAUAACCAUUGCACGUCACUACCGUGCACCUGAGGACACGGGUCCAGAUGUGAAUGUCUUAAUUGCACUGGCCCAUGAACAGCUCAAGAAAAAUACUUUUGAGAAUUUUGACAGACUCCUUUUUCACUGUGUGUACCUAGAUCGAGAAAAAAAAAAUACGUUACCCAGCAAAGACAUUGAGAGACUGUGCAAGUCCUCCAGGUUACCUUUGAAUGAUGAUCUUCUAGGAUCCUUACUGUCCAGUUUUGAAGACAAUGAAAGACAAAUAAAUUAUGAGUCAUUUUUCUCUGCCUUGAACUGGAGAAUGAAUCCAGUGCCUGAAUUGGAAGCAACAUCAUGUAUUAAAGAGAAAUGUGAAGAUGUUUGGCUCGGGAUGCCAUCACCUAUUCCUGUGAAAUACAUUAGCUAUUUAACCCUUUUGAAAGAUGUAUUUGGCUUAGAGGAGGAAUAA